Molecule: messenger RNA, 2837 nt
Organism: Rhododendron vialii
Lineage: Eukaryota; Viridiplantae; Streptophyta; Magnoliopsida; Ericales; Ericaceae
Product: U-box domain-containing protein 6-like
Exons: 6
Coding region: 268-2580 (770 amino acids)
Biological process (GO): protein ubiquitination
Cellular component (GO): nucleus; cytoplasm
Molecular function (GO): ubiquitin-protein transferase activity; protein binding
Source: RefSeq, a predicted model, not a curated record
AAGCCAAACCUUAUUCUUCUCUUAUAUUUACUCUCUCUCUCUCUCUCUCUCUCUCUCUAAUAAACUCUCCCACUCUAGUCUCUACUCUCAGUUGGCCUCCUACAACAGCCGAUCCAUACGCGAUACCAAACUCUGAAUCUGUUAAUACACUAACAACACACUCUCUACUGCUGCAUUAAUCGUUGUAGAUAUUCAGUUUAUGAAGCCACCACCUUGGUUGAUUCAGAUACUUCAGCUAUAAAUCUAUAUACAACUUCUCACGAUUGAAUGCGGGUCAUGGAUAUUGCUGAGGUUGAAGAACAUUUAUCGGCGAUUGGUGAUGCAAAGUUACAUGGAGAAAUGUGCAAGACAUUAUCUGUGAUUUAUUGCAAAGUGCUGGGUGUUUUCCCUGUCUUGGAAGCGGCACGGCCGAGGAGCACGACUGGUAUACAGGCAUUAUGUUCUUUGCACAUUGCGCUCGAGAAGACCAAGAAUAUUCUGCAACAUUGUGCUGGAUGUAGUAAACUUUACUUGGCUAUAACUGGGGAUUCUGUUGUUGUAAAAUUCGAGAAGGCAAAAUUUGCUCUUGAAGAUAGUCUUAGGCGGGUCAAUGAUAUUGUUCCAGAGGCUAUUGGUUGUGAGAUUUCAGAAAUUUCAUGUGAACUUGAGGGGAUUGAGUUCUCACUAGAUCCAUCGGAGAAGCAAAUUGGUGAGGAUAUAAUUGCACUACUCCAGCAAGGGAGGAGAUUCAGCAGCAACUGUAACGACAAUAAUGAGCUUGAAUCUUUUCACCAAGCUGCUUCUAGACUUGGCAUCACAUCUUCUAGAGCAGCUCUUACGGAGCGAAGAUCUUUAAAAAAACUGAUAGAAAGAGCUCGGAUGGAGGAAGACAAAAGAAAGGAGUCUAUCGUUGCUUAUCUCUUAUAUCUAAUGAGAAAAUACUCUAAGCUAUUUAGAGGUGACUUCUCAGAUGACAAUGAUUCACAGGGCUCCACCCCUUGCUCCUCCCCUACUGUUCAGGGAUCUUUUGAAGGAAAUUGUCAUGCCUUUGAUCGACAACUGUCUAAACUCAGUUCUUUCAACUUCAAGCCAAAUUUUAGGAGAUCAGAUCAAAUGCCCGUCCCACCUGAAGAGUUGAGGUGCCCAAUUUCACUACAGCUCAUGUACGACCCAGUCAUCAUAGCUUCUGGGCAAACAUAUGAAAGGAUUUGUAUUGAAAAAUGGUUUAGUGAUGGGCACAACACCUGCCCAAAGACUCAACAGCAUCUCCUGCAUCUGUCUUUGACUCCUAAUUACUGUGUUAAGGGUCUUGUUGGUAGUUGGUGUGAACAAAACGGAGUGUGUGUUCCAGAGGGUCCCCCAGAGUCCCUUGACCUCAACUAUUGGAGGCUGGUAUUGUCCGAUUGCGAUUCUGUGAAUUCAAAAUCAAUUGACAGUAUUAGAUCCUGUAAAGUGAAGGGUAUAAAGGUGGUUCCAGUGGAAGAGAGUUGCAUACUUGAGGAGGUUGAAGGAAAUGCAGUAGAAGAUGGGCCCGGACAAGAGGAAGAAUUUGAGCAUAAUGUGUUUCAAAGGUUCAAUGACGUUUUGAUGAUCUUGGACAAGGAGGAAGACUUUAGAAAAAAGUGCAAACUAGUAGAACAGAUAAGACACAUGCUAAAGGAUGACGAGGAAGCUAGGGUAUACAUGGGGGCUAAUGGGUUUGUUGAAGUACUGUUGCGGUUUUUAGGUUGUGCUGUGCAAAAAAGGCAUGAAAUGGCUCAGGAAACUGGAGCUAUGGCCCUCUUCAAUCUUGCAGUCAACAAUAACAGAAACAAGGAAAUGAUGUUGGCAGCAGGAGUACUUCCACUGCUGGAUGAAUUGGUUUCCAAAUCCAACUCUCAUGGAUCAGCAACCGCACUUUACCUCAACCUGUCCUGCCUCGAUGAAGCCAAACCAAUCAUUGGCUCGAGUGACGCUGUCCCCUUCCUAAUUAAUGUCCUUGGAACUGAAACCCAUCCACUAGCCAAGCUUGAUGCAAUCCACACCCUCUAUAAUCUCUCUACUCUCCCCUCAAAUAUCCCCAAACUGCUCUCAUCUGGCAUCAUCGACAGACUCGCAUUCCUUGUCACUGACUCAAGCGACCACGCAUGGACAGAAAAAUGCAUUACCGUUUUGAUAAACUUAACUUCAAGUAAAUUAGCUAGAGGUGAGAUGAUAUUAAAUCCGAGCCUAAUUAGUGGGCUUGCAACUGUACUGGACAUAGGCGAGCCUGUUGAGCAAGAGCAAGCCGCUGCGUGUCUUCUUAUUUUAUGCAAUGGAAAUGAGAAAUGCAGUCAAAUGGUCCUUCAAGAAGGGGUAAUACCAUCGUUAGUUUCGAUUUCUGUUAGCGGGACCAUGAGAGGGAAGCAGAAAGCUCAGAAGCUCCUGAUGCUGUUUCGGGAGCAGCGGCAGCGGGACCCGUCGCCUGUUCGAACACCUCAGCUGAUUGAAAGCGGUGAUGUGGAUGUGCGUGAUCCAGAACUGAGACCGAAACAGAAACAUCUUUCUAAGUCAGUGUCGAGAAGAAAGAUGGGAAGGGCUUGGAGUUUUUGGUGGAAGAAUAAGAGCUUCUCUCAGUGCUGAGUUAGUUUAUGCUAUAUAGUCAAGUGUUGUAAAUUUAUGUUGUUCUCUCUCCUUUUCCACUUGUUUUGUCCAGUUCAUAUGGGCGUCAUAAAAAAUGCAAAAUCUUUAGCUUUUCACAUAGAACAAGAGUUGUACAGGCCAUUGUAACCCAUGUAUUCUGUAUGGUACACUUAUUCAAGGCUUAGAGCUUCAUUUUUGAACCGAAUCCAGCAGCGCUUAAAUGGAUUAUUUGAGGUCCACAACCGCUGUAUUUGCUC